Molecule: messenger RNA, 1509 nt
Organism: Ogataea philodendri
Lineage: Eukaryota; Fungi; Ascomycota; Pichiomycetes; Pichiales; Pichiaceae
Exons: 1
Coding region: 1-1509 (502 amino acids)
Cellular component (GO): cell division site; growing cell tip; plasma membrane
Source: RefSeq, a predicted model, not a curated record
AUGAAAUUCCAUACACAUACGCUGGCGUUCGUGCUCCACCUGGUAUCGCUCGCGUUUCUGAUCUUGGCGCUUAUCGCGGUGCCCGUCACCUCCAAGCUGGUUCUGUCGCGUAACGGCCACUAUACUUUUGGGUCGCUUGGUUACUGCAACACAAGCACAAACAAGUGCGAGUAUUCUCUGGCCGACCAUAAGUACUUGAACAACGGGUCUGGCUGGAAAAUGAGCCACGACUCGCGGUCGCGCUUGUGCGAGCUUAUCAUGGCGACGCCUGCCGCUGUUGGUUUGACGCUGUUCAGCACCAUUUUGGUGUUCUGGGGCCAUUUUAGCUGGGCAGCCCGCUCAACAGUGUUUUGGGCGUUCUCCACAGUGCUAUCUGGUUUGGCCUUUAUUGCGUCCACCUUGGUUUGUGUCACCGUUGUGCUGCUUUUUUUCCCCUAUCUCACCUGGACAAGCUGGCUGUUGGUCCCAGCAGCAGCACUCAACCUGCUCUCCUUGAUCCUCAUCACCAUUGCCAUCAAACUCGGACCGCAGAGCUACAGAGACGACCAAGACGACACCACUUCCGUGGAGGAGAAAAAAUUCGACGAUUCGGCCCUAUCGUUCGCACAUAAACCGUACUCUGGCGGAUUCGUGAACCAGUCGGGCCAGUCGCUGCGCUCGUCGUUCGACUUGGAGCCAAAGAAAAUGCGCGACAUGGUCACAACGUACCAGAUGGACUCGCAGAACUUUUCCAGCAGUUUCUUGAACGAAAAACGCAGCGAAACAGGCGCCUCGGCAACAAUCAUCAACUCAAACCCUCCAGAGCUCAAGUUGCCCAACAUCACCAACCCGUAUACGUCCAGCACAGACAUGUCUGGCUCCAAGAGCAGAUUGGCCAACCCAAUCGGACUGUCUGCCACCGAGUUGUCGCACUCUCCAGUGGCCACCAGUGUUUAUUCCAACGACGACAGACUCAAAGUUUCUGGAGAUAACGUUCCAGACUCGCACUCUGUGGGGUCGAACGAAGUGUCUUCGAGCGCAGCCUCGAACUUCACCAGUGUCUCGCAACGGGAAAUCAACCCAAAGUAUUACACUGGAGCCCAGCAAAGAGCAAACCUCCCAGGACAAUACAUGCAAACUCCGUACCAAAACCAGCCACCGCCGCUUCAGUACAGUGGACAGUACUAUCCGCAACAACAGGGUCCUCCUCCAGUGAUGCAAAUGCCUCCACAGCAGCCGUAUUAUGCUCCAACCUAUGCUCCGUCGUACAAUCCACCAAAACCAAAAAACAAUAGAGCAGACGUGCUAUUGAACAACAAUCCGGACUUUGCCAUUGGAGCACCAACUUCAAGACGGGCCGGAUAUAAAAAAUUCGGCGGAGUUGGUCAACCUCAGGGAGGAUUUCAUCCAGGAAUGAUGGGAAGAGACACUGUUCCUCCACAUUUGGCUUCGGGAAGCUAUAAAAACCGGCCAAAACCCAACUUCCCAGCAGCGUCGUUAUCGAAAGACAGUCCUUACGGCAGACUGUAA